UAAAUAUGUGUUUGUCUUUUUAUGGAUAGGAAGUUCAUGUAGGUCUGUGGAAGACGUGUGGAAAGCACAGUACUGGACCGCAGGCGUGCGUAACGUAUGAUGGCUCCAUGAUAUCCUCUGAAAUGCAGGCCUUCAGGGCCUUGACCGUCAUCAGUUGCAUGCUGGGUAUUCUCAGCCUCCUCCUCCUGAUCUUUGGUUCCGACUUCACCCCAUGUGUUCAGAAUGAAAACACCAAACCCAAAAUGAUCCUGGCGGCCGGAGUGGGCCUGCUGCUGACCGGCCUGCUGGUGAUCAUCCCGGUCAGCUGGGAGACACAUGAUAUGAGAAAUGCACCAGAGGGACUGAUGCUGGGAGCGAGCAUCUAUAUCGGCUUUAUAGCUGGUUUGAUGUUGAUGCUGACUGGAGGUCUGCUCUGCUACUUAAGCAGAUCCAGCAGCUCUGGAGGAACCACCAGCUUCUUCAGCAACAGAGUUUAAGCUA
Molecule: messenger RNA, 480 nt
Organism: Poecilia latipinna (sailfin molly)
Lineage: Eukaryota; Metazoa; Chordata; Actinopteri; Cyprinodontiformes; Poeciliidae
Product: claudin-9-like
Exons: 1
Coding region: 108-476 (122 amino acids)
Cellular component (GO): bicellular tight junction; membrane
Molecular function (GO): structural molecule activity
Source: RefSeq, a predicted model, not a curated record